Molecule: messenger RNA, 1322 nt
Organism: Fragaria vesca subsp. vesca
Lineage: Eukaryota; Viridiplantae; Streptophyta; Magnoliopsida; Rosales; Rosaceae
Product: very-long-chain 3-oxoacyl-CoA reductase-like protein At1g24470-like
Exons: 2
Coding region: 141-1118 (325 amino acids)
Cellular component (GO): endoplasmic reticulum
Molecular function (GO): ketoreductase activity
Source: RefSeq, a predicted model, not a curated record
UCUCCAUAGUACAUAUAUACUAAUUUGUUGACACUCUUGUAUUCUACGUCCAAGGGGAGCAAAUCCUCUCCUCCAAAACCCCAAGCAUACUCCAGAAGGAACUGUGUGUUGGCCAAACUGCCAGAAAGAAAACAAAAAAGAUGGUACAUACGUCUAGAGCUGCAUGCAAUAUUCAUGAGUACCUAACCAACCAGCAGCCCGUCUGGCUUCUCCUUCUCUCUUCUCUUGGCUUCUUCAUCUUCCUCAAACACUCUAUCUCUCUAGCCAGAUGGCUCUUCAUAACUUUUCUCCGGCCGGCUAAAGAUCUGGAAAGAUCGUACGGCUCUUGGGGCUUGAUCACUGGUGCCACUGAUGGCAUAGGCAAGGCCUUUGCCUACCAACUAGCCAAGAAAGGCCUUAACCUUGUUCUAGUUAGCCGCAGCUCUAACAAGCUCGAAUCAGUCUCCAAAGAAAUACAAUCCCAUUUCCCCGAUGUGAAGAUCAAAACUGUUGCCUUCGACUUCUCAAGCGAUGAGGGUUUGGUUAAGUUGGUAGAAGAGAAGAUCAAGGGGUUGGACGUGGGAAUUCUGAUAAAUAAUGUCGGAGUGACUUACCCGGCAGCAAGUUACUUCCAUGAGGUGGAUGAGAAAGUGUGGAUGAAUAUUAUUAGGGUGAAUUUGGAGGGGACUACUAGGGUUACCAUGGCUGUUGUACCAGGGAUGCUUCAAAGGAAGAGAGGUGCCAUUGUUAAUCUUGGAUCUGGGGCAGCCGUUGUGGUUCCUUCCCAUCCUCUUUACACAAUCUAUGCAGCUACCAAAGCUUACGUGGACAAACUGUCUACAUCUCUGUACAUGGAGUACAAGGAGUACGGCAUCGACGUGCAGAUUCAGGUUCCGUUAUAUGUAGCAACGAAGAUGGUGUCGAAAGUUGCUGCGAUUGAGAGGUCGUCAUUGUUCAUACCUUCUGCAGAUGCUUAUGCAGAGGCAGCAGUAAAGCGCAUUGGAUAUGAAGCACGGUGCACGCCGUUUUGGGCUCACUCGCUUCAGUGGUGGUUCGCGCGGUUGGUCCCCGACUCUCUUCUUGAUGCCUGGCGCUUGUCUAUCGGUUUAAACAGAAGGGGAAAACUAGCAGCUAUCUAGCUAGCUAGCUAGUUGAAUAUGUUAUUAACUUCUUCUGUAUGUUUGAUGUGUAUUUCUCUCUUUGUUUGAUCGGGUUUACUGGUUAAUAUCUGUGAACUGCUGAGUACGUGUUGAUUUGGACGUAGUUAAUUAUAUAAUGGUUAAAUCAGAUGAUGCAAAUCAUAAUUCAAGUGUAGCUGUGUCACCUGUGUGGAGUCUGAAUUU